Messenger RNA from Neoarthrinium moseri, 1761 nucleotides. RefSeq lists its product as uncharacterized. The record is from RefSeq and is a predicted model, not a curated record. NCBI's taxonomy places the organism in Eukaryota, Fungi, Ascomycota, Sordariomycetes, Amphisphaeriales, Apiosporaceae. The transcript has 5 exons. Bases 1 to 1761 code for a protein of 586 amino acids.
AUGGACAACGGCAAAGGGGAACACACUUGUCUUCGUACGGAGUGCGGCAUCUGUGGUGGGGCAUUGUUGGGUGGUGUUCGCUUCCUGCCACUCGCAAGCGGUGAAGUCUCGCCCGAGCAGAGGCCCUACUUGGAUAGUGCUAUUUUUCCUAUGAAUCGCAAUGCCAACCUUAACUUCAACAGCAGGUUGCUUUGUUGGGAUAGAAAUUGUUGGCGGUGCCCGCUCUCAUCCGAGGUGAUUGCCAUUCACUCCGAUUGCUUCAGAAUAUUCAGUCAAGAGGUGAAGGCCGAUGAUGCGCUUGAACGGCUAUGGGUGGCGGCGGUAUCACGAAGCUCUUGGCGUAUGGCUCCCAGUCUACGCCUUGAACAAGACACCAACGUCGAUGUAGACCUGGUUUAUGAAAAGGCUGCUAUACAAGGUGUGCCGAGGCUGAGGCUGCUUUCACCUGAGCUUGUCCAAAUGGUCAGAGAUCACUCGAAACCUGCAACGUUUUGGCGAUAUAUCUCUGUCCUGAGCUUUAGUCGGGAGCUCGCAGCAGCCUCCUCGGAUAGGAGCUUACCCACGUCGAUACCUCUGCAGAAUUUUGCGGCAUGGGCACGAGGAAGAGAAGCUGUUCUCUUAGAGCCACCAGGUGAGCCGCCUGUGAUACGUUUGACCAUCGAUGCCCACGGAAUCAAGGAGGUCGAAAGACUACCGCGCAGACGUUCGUAUCACCCGUGGCGAUCUGACAAGAUGGUGUACAUGAUUGAGGAGGCAAGCAGCCUCGGCGACUACAAUACCUUGUAUCUCAAGUUGCCUCAGCACAUUCGAGGAUUCCACAUAUGGGACUUGCGUAGCCCUCCCAUGUUGGAAGACUGCUUAUUUUCUACGCGUAUACCUCAGUCUACACUAUUCAGGACUGUCGAUCUAGAGGGCGUUUCCGGUCUUACAUUCUUCUAUUGUACCUUCAAAUUUUACGCGGUCCAUGCCCACACACCGUCAAAUUCGUGUGCGAAGCAAACAUUCGACAGGCUCGUUAACAAGAAGAGCACGGCUUGGAUACACCUUCCUAUGCCCAAAGGUGAAGAAAUCAUUGCGCUUGGAGUGAGGUUCGCGCAAGCAGGCACGCGAGGAGCGGGAGGGCUUGUAACACAAAGGCCCUAUUUCAUGGUUCGCACAAAACUGGCCGGCGACGUCUUCCUCGGCCCACCGCCCAGGGGAGAAGGGCAAGAUAUUAUCUUAAGCCAACUGCACCCAAGGCUGUUUAUAUACAACUCUCCCAAUCUUGGGCCGGCAACCGUUUUCGGAGCAUAUCCUGGGGCGGGGAGCAACGACCCCCUUUUUUCACCCUUCCGUCAGCCUUCGCUCGCUGGAGGUCCUCCUCCCCUUGGCAAUCUUUCGACAGCCCCUCUGGAAAAUGUGACUCGCAUUCAGAUUCUCGAAGAUGCAGACCUUGGCUUUUGCAGAGCCGUUGUAUUCGAUUACACAAACGGGGCUCAGCGGGCCGUUGGGGACUGCCGGCUAGGCGUUGAUCCCGCGAAGACGUACUUGAGACCUUCGCGCAUAUGCUACCUUCCCACCUUGUAUCCACGAGGUCUGCCAUCCCCGGGUCUUCUGACGCGAAACAAAGCUGUUAAAGUUGAGAGCGGAAGCGAGUCAAUUCACCGUCAUGACCAGGAUGGCUGGGUUUGUUCGCCAUUGGAGGGUACUUUGGAAUUCUUAUUUUCCGGGAACCAGUCGGUCAUCACCAUCGCUUCAGGGAGCGAUGACCAGGGCGUCUAG